AUGCCGUACCGCUCACCCGAGCUGCUGCUGGGGGGCGGGCGGUACAGCGGGCCCGAGGUGGACAUCUGGGCCAUAGGCUGCCUACUUGCGGAGCUGGUUUCCCGCCUGCCGCUGUUCCCCGGAGAGAGCGACCAGGACCAGCUGUACCUCAUCCUCAAGUGCUUCGGCCGGCUGAGCGAGGCGCAGAUGGCCUGCCUGGGCGCCCACCCAGUGUACCGCCGCAUGGCCCUGCCCCAGGCGGGGGAGGCGGAGAGCCUGCGCCGCCGCUUCCCGCACUUCUCGUCCGCCCUCUUAGAGAUGCUGGAGGCAUGCCUGCAGGUGGACCCCGCAGCCCGCCACACCGCCACCCAGCUGCUUGCCAUGCCCUACUUCCAAGAUGCCGCCGCCUGGCUGACCCCGGAGUUCCUGGCGGCGCAGGAGAGGGCGCAGGGAGAGCUAGAGGCACGCAUGCUGCUGCUGCACAAGCGGCGCAAGGUGGCGGAGGCGGCGGCUGCCCACCUGGCUGGCGGCGAGCCAGAAGAAGGCCGCGAGUGCACGCCGCUGGCAGCGGCGUCGCCGCAGCCCCACCACCGCCUGUCGCUGCAGCAUCCGCAGCGCAUCCCGGCGUACCGGCCUGGAACGCAGCAGCAGCAGCAGCAGCAGCAGCAGCAGCAGCAGGGGGGAGCCGUGCAGCAGGCGGCGCCUCGCGGCCCGCUGCAGCCGCAGCUGUCGCUGCCGGCCUGGGGGGGGCAGCUGCUGCCGCAGGCGUGGCGUCCCUCGCCGCCGCCUGCCGCCGCAGCAGCCACCGCCCGCCACAGGCUGCCGCCGCCGCCGGCAACCCUGCCAGAGCCGCCUGCUGGCGCCGCCGCGUUCAGGCAGAUGCAGACACACAUGGGGCAUGCAGCUGGCGGGAUGGACCUUGAUGCCGCCAGCGGAGGCAGCAGCAGCAGCCCAGCGGCAGGUGCAGUGGCAGCAGGAGCAGCAGGAGGAUCAGCAGCAGCGGAGGCAUCGGGAGGAGGAGGAGGAGAGGAGGCAGCGGGGAUGCCUGCUGGCCUCCUGGCCGGGGAGGCAGGAGUGGGUCUGACGCCUCGCGGCGGCUACGCGGCAGCCGGGGCUGUUGCAGGCGCAGGCGCAAGCGGCGGCGGCGGAGGCGGAGGCUUCCUGUUUCUGCAGCUUCACCAGCAUCCCCAGCAUCCCCAGCAGGGGCAGCAGCAGCAGCAGCAGGGGCAGCAUCGGGGCGAGCUGUCGGCUGCCAGUGGGGGCGAGGCGCCGCUGCCACCGCUGCCGCCCGGCAGCCGCCACGCCAUGCCCCGCCCGUCGCUGCGGCACGCCGUCACCCUCAACGUGCGCGCCGGCCCUCUGCUGGGCCAGCUGCCGCCGCCCUCCCUUGCUCAGCAGGCUGCCGCCGCCGCUGCUUUGGAAAGCGCGGCGGGUGCCGCAGCAGCCGCCGCGGGCGGGCUCGGCGGGCCGGGGCCGCCGCGCGAGCGGCGGCAUUCCUUAGUGGCGGGAGAGGAGCGGGCGCUGCGGCCGCUGGGGCCGGAGGACUCUUUAAGUUAUGCCGCUCGCAAGGCCGGGCCAGCGGGGCUGCGGCACGCGUGGCACGACACCUUGCAUGGCACCUGGGGGGGACCGGCACCCGCGCAGCAUGCGGCGUGGCAGCAGCAGGAGUAUCAGCGCAGCACAGCGCAGUUCGCUGCCGCCGCGCAGCACGGCGCACAGCACGGCGCGGGCCCAGAAGGCAGCAAAGCGGGAGAGGCGAUAGCGGAGCGGGGGCAGGUUCCAGUGGCUGCCGCCACCGCCGCGGCCAGCGCCAGGCAUGGUGCGCCGCCGCCGCAGCAGCAGCAGCAGGCCGGUCACCAGGAGGAGCAGGCCUCGCCAGCAGCAGCAGCAGCAGCAGCAGCAGCUGCGGGGCAGCGGCGCGUGGUCACCCGUGCGCCACCCGGCGGCGGCGGCGGCGGCGGCGGCAGCGGCGGCGGCGACGGCGGCGGCACCCAGCCAGUCCCAGGCCGCUGCCCCGCGGCGGCAGGCGGGCCCCUGCGUGGCGCCGGCCAGCCUCGGCACGAGCUCCAGGCGCUCGCCUCCCCGCGCCGCGCCGGCAUGCCCUCGCCGGUGGCACCCGCAGCCGGCUCGCCGUCCCGCUUGGCAGACCUGGCAGGCGGCGGCGGCGGCGGCGGCGGCGAGCGGCGACGCGGGGCGCAGCCGCGGCAUGGCGCGGCGGCGCGGGCGGUGCCGGCGCAGGCGUGA
Molecule: messenger RNA, 2223 nt
Organism: Chlorella variabilis
Lineage: Eukaryota; Viridiplantae; Chlorophyta; Trebouxiophyceae; Chlorellales; Chlorellaceae
Exons: 8
Coding region: 1-2223 (740 amino acids)
Biological process (GO): intracellular signal transduction; protein phosphorylation
Cellular component (GO): nucleus; cytoplasm
Molecular function (GO): MAP kinase activity; ATP binding
Source: RefSeq, a predicted model, not a curated record